Molecule: messenger RNA, 3960 nt
Organism: Urocitellus parryii (Arctic ground squirrel)
Lineage: Eukaryota; Metazoa; Chordata; Mammalia; Rodentia; Sciuridae
Biological process (GO): regulation of transcription by RNA polymerase II
Cellular component (GO): nucleus
Molecular function (GO): DNA-binding transcription activator activity, RNA polymerase II-specific; RNA polymerase II cis-regulatory region sequence-specific DNA binding
Source: RefSeq, a predicted model, not a curated record
GGCCGCUCUCCACCUUGGGUCUCCUCGCCGCUGGAGGGCCUCAGGUGGCACUAACACCUGCGCGGGCCGCCUGAGCCAUAGGGAGGACGCCGGGACACCCGGAAGCCGGGAAAUGGACUCAGUGGCCUUUGAGGAUGUGGCUGUGAACUUCACCCAGGAGGAGUGGGCUUUGCUGGAUCCCUUUCAGAAGAAACUCUACAGAGAUGUGAUGCAGGAAACCUUCAUUAACUUGGCAUCUAUAGGGGAAAAUUGGGAAGACCAGAACACUGAAGAUAAAUACAAAAGCCAGGGGAGAAAUCUUAGAGGUUGUACUGUAGAGAGACUCUGUGAAAGAAAAGAAGGUCAAUUUGGGGAAACCAUCCGUCAGACUCCAAAUCUUAAACGGAACAAGAAAACUAUUCCUGGAGUAAAACCACAUGAGUGCAGUGUGUGUGGAAAAGUCUACAUGUGUCAUUCAUCUCUUAACAGGCACAUGAAAUGUCACACAGAACGCAAACCAUAUGAGAACCACAAAUAUGGAGAGAAGUCCUAUGAAUGUAAGGAAUGUGGGAAAACAUUCAAUUUUCGGAGUUCAUUUCGAAUACAUGAAAGGACUCACACUGGAGAGAAACCCUAUAAAUGCAAGCAAUGUGGGAAAGCUUUCUGUUGGCCCAGUUCCUUUCAGAUACAUGAAAGGACUCACACUGGAGAGAAACCCUAUGAAUGUAAGGAGUGUGGCAAAGCCUUCAUUUAUCACACAACAUAUCGAGGACACAUGAGAAUGCACACAGGAGAGAAACCUUAUCAGUGUAAAGAAUGUGGGAAAACCUUCAGUCAUCCCAGUUCAUUUCGAAACCAUGAAAGAACUCACUCUGGAGAGAAACCUUAUGUAUGUGAACAAUGUGGAAAAGCCUUCAGAUACUACCAAACUUUUCAAAUACAUGAAAGGACUCACACUGGAGAAAAGCCCUAUCAGUGUAAGCAAUGUGGGAAAGCUCUCAGUUGUCCCACUUCAUUUCGAAGUCAUGAAAGGAUUCACACUGGAGAAAAACCCUACAAAUGUAGAAAAUGUGGCAAAGCCUUCAGUUUUCCUAGUUCCUUUCGAAAACAUGAAAGAAUUCAUACUGGAGAGAAACCUUAUGAUUGUAAGCAGUGUGGGAAAGCGUUCAUUUCUCUUCCAAGCUUUCGAAGACAUAUGAUAAUGCACACUGGGAAUGGGCCUUAUAAAUGUAAGGAAUGUGGGAAAGCCUUUGAUUGUCCCAGUUCAUUUCAAAUUCAUGAAAGAACUCACACUGGAGAGAAACCCUAUGAGUGUAAACAGUGUGGGAAAGCCUUCAGUUGUUCCAGUUCCUUUCGAAUGCAUGAAAGGACUCACACUGGGGAAAAACCCCAUGAAUGUAAACAAUGUGGUAAGGCCUUCAGUUGUUCAAGUUCUGUUCGAAUACAUGAAAGGACUCACACUGGAGAGAAGCCCUAUGAGUGUAAACAGUGUGGAAAAGCCUUUAGUUGUUCCAGUUCAUUUAGAAUGCAUGAAAGAAUUCACACUGGAGAGAAGCCCUAUGAGUGUAAACAGUGUGGUAAGGCCUUCAGUUUUUCCAGUUCAUUUCGAAUGCAUGAAAGGACACACACCGGAGAGAAGCCUUAUGAAUGUAAGCAAUGUGGGAAAGCCUUCAGUUGUUCCAGUUCAUUUCGAAUGCAUGAAAGGACUCACACUGGGGAAAAACCCUAUGAAUGUAAGCAUUGUGGGAAAGCCUUCAGUUGUUCAAGUUCCAUUCGAAUACAUGAAAGGACUCACACUGGGGAAAAACCCUAUGAAUGUAAACAAUGUGGCAAAGCCUUCAGUUGUUCUAGUUCUGUUCGAAUGCAUGAAAGAACUCACACUGGAAAGAAACCCUAUGAAUGUCAACAGUGUCAUAAGGCCUUCAGUGUUCCCGAUCCUUUCGGAUCCAUGAAAGAACUCACACUGGAGAGAAACCCUAUGAAUGUCAACAGUGUGGUAAAGCAUUUAAGUGUUCCCGUUCCUUUCGAAUACAUGGAAGAACUCACAAUGGACAGUAACUAAUUGUAGACAGCAUGGUAAAGCUUUCAGUUGUCUUUGAAGAUAUGAAAGGACUUUUGCUGUAGAGAAACCCUGUGAAUAUAAAAUGAAAGAAAACUUUCAGUUCUCUGGGUGUGAAUACCAGAAGGAGCUCUUACUGGAGAGAAACUCUAUGACCACAAGCAAUAUGGGAAAAAGCCUUCAGUGAUCAGCUUUUUGAGGAUACGCAAGAAUGCAUUCUGGAGGAAUAUUCAUAAAUGUCAAGAAUAUGUAAAAGCCUUCAGUUGUCCCGGUUUAUUUAGAAAUCAUACACAAACACACUGGAGAGCAGUUUAUCGAAUGCAAACAAUGUGGGAAAGAUUUCAGUUGGCCACGUUCUAACAUAAUAUAUGAGAAGGCACACUGGAGAGGAAUUGUAUAAAAGUGAAAAGCAAUGGAAAGGUUUUUAUUGUCAAAUAUUCAUGUAAUAUUCCCUCUAUGUGAAUCUUCAAACUCAUGUAAAGACUCCUACUGGAGAGAGGUCCUUUAAGUGUACAUAAUACAAAUUAAUUCAUGUCUAUCAUUCCGGAACAUUUACAACAUGAAAGAAAUGUUAUAAAACAUGCAAGUUUAUUUUUCAGUUUAUAUUAAAGUAUCCCUGGACUAUGGAUUUCUAUUUAUUACUUUCACACAUGAACAUCAGAUGGGUAACAUGCUGAUGUUGUCACAAGGUUGGAGGGAGGCACCUCUCAACACAUCUGUGUGGAAACCCAAGCCUGUGCUUGUAAAUCAUAAAAAGGAUUUUGUGUUUUAAGCUAAGUGUUAUUAUAAAAGAGUCAAAAUGCAAAAAAGAUUGCAGGGGGCUGUGUGUGUAGUGCAAUGUUAGAGUACUUGCCUAGCAAGUAUGAGGCCCUGGGUUUGAUUCAUAGCACUGAAAAAAAGUUAUUUUUAAGUUUAUAAAGUAAAAAUGGUGCAGUAAACUGAGGAUAAUAUAUUAUUGAAUAAAUAAAUUUUUAAGAAAAAUUAGUAUAGCCUAACUGUGCACAUAAUGUUUAUAAAAUCUACAGUAGUGUACAGGAAGUCCUAAGACUUUACAUCCAUCCACCACUCAAUGACUCACCCACAGCAACUUCCACUCCUUCAGCCUCCUUUUAUGAUAAGUGCCCUAUAUAGGUGUACCACUGUUUAUCUUUUAUAUGGUAUUUUUACUGUACCUUUUCUAUGUUUAGAAACACAAAUACCAUGUGUUAUAAUUGCCUAUAAUAUUGAAUAUAGAUACAUGUUGUAUAGGUUUAUAGCUUAGGAGCAAUAGGCUGUGCCAUAUAGUCUAGAUGUACAGUAGGCUACACCAUCAAGGUUUGUGAAGUAAGUAUAUUUUAUGUCUGUACAAAGACGAAUCUGCUUGAUAAUGCAUUUCUAGAACAUCUUGUUCCUUAAACAGUAUAUGCCUGUAUUCUCAAAGUUAGCAUUAAUUGCUUGAUUGUCAUCUUUAUAGAGGUGUAGUGUAUAGAUACCUCCCAAGUUCCACUCAGCAUCCAUUGCUGUUUAGAUUUUCCUGCAAACUCUAAUGUGUGCAUAAUUUGGACUCGCAAGAUUGGGAGUGUUCCCUGAUGUUUUGACUUACCUCAUCUCUAGACUGAAUUCAUCUAGGGUCUUACAUUAUGUAGUAAACACCUGUUGUAUUAAUGUUGCCAGUGACUGUAUGUAGUUAAAGUGGUGCAUUCAGAAAGGACUCUUAUGGACUUGGGCUUUUGUUAGUAAAUGAAGUGAGACUUUUCUCUAUAUUGGAUACUGUGCAUUGAAUUUAGUUGCAUCACUGGUUAUCAUAAUAGUUCUUAUCUAGAAAGAAGGAAGAAUGAAGUUGAGAUAAUCUACAUGGGUCAAGUAUGGUGGAGUAUACCUGUAAUCCCAGAUACUGGGGAGGCUGAGGCAGGAGGAUCCCAAGUUCAGGGCCAGCCUCAGCA